AUGACGUCAAACUUCUUUUGUUCUUGCAAUCAUUAUUCUAUUUUACCAUCUCAUUUCUUGUACUUCUUUCUCUUGCUCAUCAUUUGUCUUCUUCUUCUUCUUCUUCUUCUUCUUCUUCUUCUUCUUCUUCUUCUUCGAUACCUUUGUUCCUCUUUUUUUUCUUCUCCCCUUCCUUCUCUUCAUUUAGCGUUAAGGCUACCUUUGUUCUUGUUAUUCCUUCCCCCCUCCUCUUCCUCCUCCUCUUCAUUCCGCAUUAAGGCUACCUUUGUUCUUUUUUUCUUCUCCCCUUCCUUCUCUUCAUUUAGCGUUAAGGCUACCUUUGUUCCUGUUAUUCCUUCCCCCUCCUCUUCCUCCUCCUCUUCAUUCCGCAUUAAGGCUACCUUUUGUUCUUUUUUUUCUUCUCCCCUUCCUUCUUCUUCAUUUAGCGUUAAGGCUACCUUUGUUCCUGUUAUUCCUUCCCCUCCUCUUCCUCCUCCUCUUCAUUCCGCAUUAAGGCUACCUUGCUACCUUUGUUCUUUUUUUCUCUCCCUUCCUUCUCUUCAUUUUAGCGUUAAGGCUACCUUUGUUCUUUUUGUUAUUCCUUCCCCUCCUCUUCCUCCUCCUCCUCUUCAUUCCGCAUUAAGGCUACCUUUGUUCUUUUUUUCUUCUCCCCUUCCUUCUCUUCAUUUAGCGUUAAGGCUUCCUUUGUUCCUCUUCUUCUUCCUCCUCCUCUUCCUCCUCCUUUUCAUUCUGCUACCAUCUAUCUAUCUAUCUAUCUAUCUAUCUAUCUAUCUAUCUAUCUAUCUAGAUAGAUAG
Molecule: messenger RNA, 795 nt
Organism: Acanthosepion pharaonis
Lineage: Eukaryota; Metazoa; Mollusca; Cephalopoda; Sepiida; Sepiidae
Source: the annotation of a GenBank genome assembly